Messenger RNA from Parasteatoda tepidariorum (common house spider), 1589 nucleotides. RefSeq names its product ubiquitin-conjugating enzyme E2 J1-like. Lineage: Eukaryota; Metazoa; Arthropoda; Arachnida; Araneae; Theridiidae. The record is from RefSeq and is a predicted model, not a curated record.
CCUAAUGGGCGGUUUGAAACUAACAAAAAAAUUUGUCUCAGUAUCUCUGGUUAUCAUCCUGAGUCAUGGCAGCCAUCAUGGUCAAUAAGGACUGCAUUGUUGGCUAUUAUUGGCUUUCUACCUACUCACGGGAAUGGUGCUAUUGGCUCUCUUGAUUAUACUCCAGAAGAAAGAAAAGAAUUAGCCCUGAAAUCACAGAAUUGGAAAUGUCCUCAGUGUGGUAGCAUUAAGAAGCAUUUAGCAGAGAAAAGUUGUGAUACAACAGAAAAUCAUAAAUUGCUAGAAAAUGAAGAACCUACAGUAAAAGAUGAAAAAUCGCCUCUUACAAAAGAAUGUUCUAACUCAGCAAAGUUUGAAACCUUGCCUUCAAAUGAAUCUGUGAAUGAAUUAUUUACCAAACCAGCUCUGUCAACCAAAAAUCCUGAUCCAACUGAAAAUAACAAUGUUUCUGUCGAUGUUGCUACUACUUCUGCUGUUCCGUCCAUUAGUUUACCAGCAGAAAAUAUUUUAAGGCAUAGACAAAAUGUAUCAGAACUUGAAAACAGUGCAGUAACUGUUCAGACAAAUGUAACAAGGCCUAUGUCUAACAAUUGGUCUUCCACGCUUAUGUGGGUUAUUGUUAUCUUGUUAGGAAUUUUAAUUUUAAGACGUAUUAUAUGUCAAUAGUUAGAUAUUUUUAAACAUGUUUAUUCAAUCUAUAUCUGCUUAAUAAAUCAUUUAUUUUAAAACACUGUUGAAAAUUGAUCCGUAUAUUUUAGCCCUACAGUAGAACCUCUAUUGAUCUUUCUCAAUAGGCCAUUCAUUAUAAAUAAUAAAUACGGGAAAAAAACAAAUGCGGGCAAGCUCGAAAUAUCAAAUAAUGACUAGAUACUUAUGUAAAAUUAGUACAUUACAUAUUAAAAAUUACUACUACUUCUCUGAUUCCGUCCAUACAGAAAAUAUUUUAAGGCAUCGAAAAAUGUAUCAGAACUUGAAUCAAUUAUAAUAACUAUCACUUUAAGUUAAAAAGAAAGCACUAUAUUAGAGUACAAAUGUUGAUGUUAACAGAGGUUGACAAUUGUUUUAGUGUAAGACAUAUCUACAGAGAAUAGUGACUACAACAAUUCUUGAACUGUAACUUGUAAUAUUUUUUUUAAAGGUAUUUGCUAAUAAGGUAAAAGUCUAUUAUUAAUUCAUACUAGCAAAUAAAAUCUUCGUUAUAGCUAGCUUUUUGUAAUGAGAGAAUAUACAUUUUCAUUUUUAAAAUAGCAAUAAGCAUAUAAAAAUAUUUACAAAAACACACAAAAUAGACAUUAACCUCUGUUUCUUUUAUUUUGAGCAACUAUUUUGAUUAAAAAUAUCUAUCAAUCUUAGAUUAUCUUAGAUUUCCUGCAGAUUGUAGGAUGAUUUAUGUAACUCUGUACAUUGUUGCAUACCACAAGAAUGUUUGAACAAGUUUUUGCAAGAUGCAAGAAAAAAUGGAAUGAACUGCAAUAUCUUUUGACGUCAUAGAUAACAGUAUGAUUAUUUUAAUACUAGUAGGCUAUCAAGAAGAAAAAUCAAAAAUCACUGAGAUGUGUGAUCAAUAAAAGGAGCUUUUUGUGUUUGAA